AUGUUGGUGUACUUCUGGGGGUUCCUGUACAGCAACUACUUUCGUUUUUGGCUGAAGUGGAUCUUGAGGCUGCUGACUCGGAAAUGCGAACUGCAGCGUAUCUUUGACGGCUCGAAGGCAGGGGCGCAGCGGACGCUGAGCAUAGAACAUUCACUGGAAUCAUCAAAGAAUAAGGUUUUAAGAAAUGCUGUAGACGUUGAGGAAACUGAAGUGGAGAAGUGCGUCAGAGAUGUAAUGAAAGAAAAGAAAAUUGAACAGAAGGAUACAGGGUUUAAGACCAAUCUGCAUGUAUCAUUACUGCAGAUAUCAGGUUAUAAAAAACUUUAUUCAAAUGUGGAAAAUCUGAGGAAGGUCCCGUAUGAUUCAGAUAACGAAGAACAUGAGGAACGGUUAAUUGAGCUUUGGAAUUUGCUGAUGCCUCAUGAGAAUCUGAAGGCCAGAAUCACCAAGCAGUGGUGUGACAUUGGCUUCCAAGGUGAUGAUCCCAAAACAGACUUCAGAGGAAUGGGCCUGCUGGGGUUAGUGAAUCUGGUGUAUUUUAGUAAGCAUUACACCGAUGAAGCUCGCCAGAUCCUUUCUCGUUCAAACCACCCAAAGCUGGGAUACUCUUAUGCAAUAGUUGGAAUCAAUCUGACAGAAAUGGCAUACAGUUUACUUAAGAAUGGUGCUUUAAAGUCUCAUCUGUACAAUGUGGUCUCUGGAUUGCCGCAGAUGGAGCACUUCCAUCAGUUUUACUGUUAUCUAGUUUAUGAGUUUGACAAGUUCUGGUUCGAAGAAGAACCAGAAAGCAUUAUGCACUUCAACCAGUACAGAGAGAAAUUCCAUGAAAAAAUUAAGGGACUUCUACUGGAUUGUGAUGUGAUACUAACCUUACAAGAGACAAAGAAACCUUAACUCCUCUGCAGUCUAUGAGGUUCUGCGUCAAAAAUGGAAUUAUGCAUUUGGAUGGAAGUUUUGCAUGUUUCACCAAAAACUGUUUAACAAUAGAACUUUUUUUUUUUUUUACAUUUUAAAAAAAAAAAUCAAAAUUCAGUUAAGAAAGCUUGGACAAUCAACCUCUGUUUACAGGUCUUUAUAUGCUAUUCUCCAAAGGAC
Molecule: messenger RNA, 1095 nt
Organism: Balearica regulorum gibbericeps (East African grey crowned-crane)
Lineage: Eukaryota; Metazoa; Chordata; Aves; Gruiformes; Gruidae
Source: RefSeq, a predicted model, not a curated record